Messenger RNA from Protopterus annectens (West African lungfish), 5701 nucleotides. RefSeq names its product roundabout guidance receptor 3 (gene ROBO3). Gene Ontology annotation, cellular component: plasma membrane; axon. Bases 808 to 5016 code for a protein of 1402 amino acids. NCBI's taxonomy places the organism in Eukaryota, Metazoa, Chordata, Ceratodontiformes, Protopteridae. The record is from RefSeq and is a predicted model, not a curated record. Gene Ontology annotation, biological process: axon guidance; cell-cell adhesion. The transcript is spliced from 29 exons. Gene Ontology annotation, molecular function: protein binding.
GAAUAACGGGUUACUCUUGGUGGACAGGACACCGUCGAAUCCACUUCGUUUGGUGCGCAAAAACUUGGCAGCUGUGAGAGCACUUCUAGUCUGACACUAACAGGAUAAAGUGCAUGGAAAGGGCUGCUUUUCUGCACAAGUAACAUUGUCCAGUUACCUUAUGUCCUGCUAUUCCCAGUCCUUUCUGGUCCGAAGCGCUUCCUCAGCUGUUUUGGAUGUUUGCUACUUGGAAAUGUGCUCAGAUAUGGAAUGAGACACACUGAGUGAAACUAUAAAGAAGUUCUAAAUGAGGAUAAAAAGUUUUGAACUCUGUACUCUGUUUUCAGCGCCUUGCACUGGUGGUCAGAAGCCCGUCUGUAUGCAGUUUUCCAGCAGCCGUUUCCUUGGAUGACACAGACCCGUUUGCUGAAGUGCCACAAAAAUACAUUCAUGUGGUUGUUGCAGCACUCUGUUGCCCCAAACGUUUUCUCUGGUGGCUAGUCCAGUCCUAAUCUUUCUACAGUGGCCAUUUUCUCCAUCUUUGGGUAUUGGUGCAGUCUUGGAUCAGGCUAUUCACCCCCUGUUGCUUCAGUACCCCCGUAGCAACCUUCAGUUUCUGCAUCUUGGUCUAGUUGCAUCUGGGGCCUUCCUACUUGGCAUCAAAGGUGCCAUUAACUACUGGAACGAAAUGGACCGGUUUUUUUCGAGGAAGUACUUGUAGUGUCGCUCUCAAGUCUGGGGAGCAGGAAUAAGAAGGGACUGGUGGAGUGUAGUUCGCCUUUUCCAGGUUGCUGAUCUCCGAACUGCUGGCUUAGUGGAAUAUAAGUUAUGCAGCAAGUACCCCUGGAGGAGACCGUCUUCUGUUUGCUGUGUCUGCUCACCUGCUUAAGUUCAGGCUCUCGACCUCGCCUGGAGGACUUCCCGCCUAGGAUUGUGGAACACCCUUCAGAUCUCAUUGUCUCCAAAGGAGAACCGGCCACUCUGAACUGCAAGGCUGAAGGCCGCCCUAAUCCCAUUAUUGAAUGGUACAAGGAUGGAGAAAGGGUUGAGACAGACAAGGAUGACCCUCGCUCACAUCGAAUGCUGCUCCCUACUGGCUCCCUCUUCUUUUUGCGUAUUGUCCAUGGUCGGAGGAGUAAACCAGAUGAGGGAAUGUAUGUGUGCGUAGCCAGGAACUAUCUUGGGGAAGCUGUAAGCAGAAAUGCAUCACUCGAAGUUGCUAUUUUGCGUGAUGACUUUCGACAGACCCCUAGUGACACGGUUGUUGCUGCAGGAGAACCUGCUGUCAUGGAGUGCAUACCACCACGUGGUCACCCUGAACCCACCAUCUCCUGGAAAAAGGACAACAUUCAGAUCAGUGACAAAGAUGAAAGAGUAACGAUUCGUGGUGGAAAACUAAUGAUAUCGCACACAAGAAAAAGUGAUGCUGGGAAGUAUAUAUGUAUCGCCACAAAUAUGGUAGGAGAGAGAGACAGUGAAGCUGCAGAGCUUGUCGUGUUUGAGCGACCCUCAUUUGUGAAACGUCCUGUCAACCAGGUUGUGCUGGAAGGGGACAGGGUGGACUUUAACUGUGAAGUGCAUGGUGAUCCAAUACCGAGCAUUCGAUGGCGCAAAGAUGAAGGGGAACUUCCACCAGGAAGGUAUGAGGUGACCAGUGGUAACACUCUAUCCAUAACUCGGGUCAGUGCUGAGGAUGAAGGCAUGUAUACCUGCAUCAGUGAGAACACUAUUGGAAAAGUGGAAGCAUCUGGUUCCCUAAGUGUACACGUUGGCACAUUCUUGCCCCCUCGGUUAGUGACUCGGCCUAGGGAUCAGAUUGUAACACGAGGCCGGACUGUUUCAUUUCAGUGUGAGACCAAAGGAAACCCUCCUCCAGCAGUGUUUUGGCAAAAGGAAGGUAGUCAGAAGUUGCUAUUUCCUAACCAGACGCCACAGCCACUGGGCCACUUCUCCGUCUCUCUGAAUGGAGUGCUCACCAUUAGCGAUGUUCAGCCUGAUGAUUCAGGUUAUUACAUGUGCCAGGCUAUUAGCGUGGCAGGAAGCAUACUGGCCAAGGUACUGCUGGAGGUGGAAGAUGUGAUGUCAGAUCGUAUUCCCCCGAUUAUUCGUCGGGGCCCAGUGAAUCAGACACUUACCAUCAAUACAACAGCACAACUGCAAUGCCAUGUGAUGGGAAACCCAGUUCCCACAGUACAGUGGCUGAAAGAUGGGCAGAAAGUAGUAGAUGAAGACCCAAGAGCAGCCCUGCUGGCCAACAGCACCCUGCAAAUCGCUAAUCUGCAGGUGACUGAUUCUGGACUGUAUUCAUGUGUUGCUACAAGUUCAAGUGGAGAGACAACACAGAGUGGCUACCUUGAGAUUAGAGAGAGUAUCAUUUGGACGACUGCUCAGCCAUCUGACCUAAGCUACCUUCCAGGAUCGCCAGCCAAGCCCCUCAUUACUGAUGUCACCAAGAAUAGCGUUACACUGAUAUGGCAGCAGAAUACUCCUAAUGGCGGGGACACUGUGUCAUUGUAUAUCAUUGAAGCAUUUAGCCAAUCAGCUGGUGGCACUUGGCAGACGGUGGCAAGCAAUGUGAAAGUGGAGAAGCAUACAGUGACUGGAUUAAACCCCAAUACUGUCUAUCUUUUCCUUGUCCGAGCCAUGAACUCUUACGGAGUGAGUGACCCCAGCCCCGUUUCUGAACCUGUCCGCACACAAGAUGUCAGUCCCACAGGAGAGGGUGUCAAUCAUAUACAAGUCCAAAAGGAACUUGGAGCGGUUGCUGUACAGUUGCAGAAUCCAGUUGUCCUAUCUUCAUCUAGUGUACAGGUCUCUUGGACAGUGGAUAAGCAGUCACAGUUUGUACAGGGUUAUCGUGUGAUGUACCGCAGUAGAUUCACUUCCUGGUUAGUCCAGGAUGUGAAAUCACCAUCAGAGUGCAGCUUUAAACUCACAGAGCUCAAGAAGGGAACCGAAUAUGAGAUUAAAAUACGUCCGUACUUUGAUGAAUUCCAAGGCAUUGACAGCGAGGUCCUGUCCAUCCGGACACCAGAAGAAGCUCCAAGUGCCCCUCCCCAGGCAGUUAGUGUACUAACCUAUGGACUAAGCAAUACAACAAGUGUUAGCAUAUCCUGGGAGCCACCACCUGCUGAUGAACAGAAUGGGAUCAUCAAAGAAUACCGGGUUUGGUGCCUAGGGAACGAGACACGCUUUCACAUCAAUAGAACUGUGGACGGAGCUAUGCUGUCUACUGUGUUGAGGGGGUUAGUUGCUGGUGUCCAGUAUCGCAUUGAAGUAGCAGCUGUCACCAGUGCUGGGAUUGGUGUCAAAAGUCAACCUGUCACCAUUCGCAUUGAGCCAUCAUUGGAUCAGAACUCUGUCACCGUGGAUGGUGCGCAGAAUGUGAGCUUAGCUGAACAGAUCACAGAUGUGGUUAAGCAGCCUGCCUUUAUUGCCGGCAUUGGUGGGGCAUGCUGGGUCAUUCUGAUGUGCUUUACUGUCUGGAUCUACUGCAGACGUAAAAAGCGAAAGGAGCUUAGUCAUUACACAGCCUCAUUUGCGUAUACUCCAGCAGUCUCAUUUCCACAGGCAGAAGGGUCUGGCCUUAUGAACAGGAGACCUGGAAUGCUCACCACUAACAUGAGCAACUAUCCUUGGCUAGCUGAUUCCUGGCCAGCCACAAACUUAAUGAGGAAUGGAAAAGAUAUGGCAGUGGCGUGUUGUGCUACAAACGCAGACUCCAGCGAUCGAUACUACAAUGCUGCAGGCAUUUCUAAUUAUAUUGCCCAGACAGAGAAGUUUGGAAUGACAGCAUCAGAUGGAGCAAUCUACAGCACAAUCGACCCUUCCAGUGAUGAGAUGCAUACAUUCAACGGGUCUCUGUCCCAAAAUCCAACCCCUUAUGCCACCACCCCUGUGGUACCAUUUGGAGGACAGUGCCAGCAUGUGUCGGAUCAAGAGUCAAAUAUGUGGAGCAUUCAGCCAGGAUCUGCUGCAGUGCAGUAUGCCCAGCCAGACCGAAGCAGAACAGAAAAUGUUGGCAAAAUGGGAAAGCAGAAGUCAGUGGGGAAAGCAGUGAAAACUCCUUCCCUGAACUGGUCUGAGCAGUUACCUCCACCACCUUCUGCCAGUGAGUUGGGCGAGUACACUGAAGAGGAAGAGAGGCAGUUUGGAUAUGAGACAGAAGACUGGUGCCCACCACUGCCAGAGAGACCAUACUUAACAGAGCCUGGUAUACAAGGUGAGGGUCCACCUCCCCCUCCACGUGGGGAAGCAUCCUCGCCUGCUAGUUCCUAUGGCCAGCAGUCCACAGCAACCCUUACUCCUUCCCCCCGGGAGGAUAUGUGCACUUCUGAAGAUAUUCCUCGCUUACAUCAGUUUGAAAUUCUACAGCUGCCCAGACGUUUACCUGUUGGCCCAGUCCCAUUACCCCGGCCCCCGACACCUCCCCUCACCCAGUCUAAUCCUGACCUGAAUGCUCUUGAGAAGAAUGUACAGGAUCACAACUUCCGUGUGGGACACAGACGUAACUUAAGUCAGACGGCAGCAAUGAGUGCAGAGAAUGUGAGUGCAUCGGAUACAGCAGGUAAUGUGAGAAAUGUACUCAGAGAUGGACUACACACUCCUCCCGGACAAAAAUCCAGGGCCAAAAGGAAACACAAAGCUGCCCCUUACCGAAAAGACCUCAGACAAGGCGAUCUUCCUCCUCCUCCUGAUCCUCCCCCAGUGGAUACCUCCUGCUCAUCCCCGUUACAGAAUGGGCGGAGCUUGGAUUGCAGCCUGACAUCACUGGACCAAGAAGGAAGCGCUUCCUCAUCUAUGGAAAGAAGAGAAGAAAGAGGGCGUGGUCACCGUAAAACAGGAGGAAACCAGCACCGAGGGGAGGAAGACGUCAUUCCAUACAGCAGACCUAACUUUUUGUCCCGGAGUCAGUUAUCUAGUAACUGUUCCACAGCUGGAAGUUCAUCAUCCAGGGGUUCUGCAGGGUCUGGAUCACGGGGUCAUGGUUCAGGGCGAAGUCGGACAACAGGAGACCGCACUGAGGACAAGAGAUGAAGAGAUCUACGAAGCUGAGUGAAAGACUUGGAAAUUAUUUUGUCCUUGCACCUGAAUCUCUGUACAGGACCACUCUCCCCCUCAUUAGAGACUUUGGAUCAAAUUUAAUUUUUUAUUUAUAAUGGACAUUUUCAUUCACUGCCAACUGUAAAUAUCCAUUGAGGUUUUCCUCCAUGGAGUUGUUCUGUUCCUGACUUUUUGGGAACAUAUUGUACUGUAUUUAUAUGAGACAACAUAGGCAGUUGUAAUGUACUGUAAAGUUUAUAUUUGGAUGUGCCAAUUUUUGUAUCAAGUAUGCAUUUAAAAAGACAGAUAAGGUUUGCUCUCCAUGUUUGAAAUGUAAAUUGACCACAGCUGUUUGUCACAUGACUAACGGUAAGUUGGAGAUAGUUUGCAGCAGUUUGUUGCUUGAAAUUAUUUGCUUGCCAAAACAAAGAUGUGUCUUACAAAAAAUAAAAGGAUGCCUGUGACUUAUCUAGUGGGAAUCAGCCUGAUAAUUAGGCUAUUCCCACUGUCCAGUCAAAAAAAUAUUUUUUUUAUACAAAUUGAAACUGCUCUCAGUUUGUAAAACAAAUGAUACACCAUUAGAACUGACUGAAUUCAUUACCUUGUAAGCAGAUAGUAAUAAUACCUUUUCUGUGACUGAUAAACUGUUUUUCUAUUUAUAAACUGAGCCUACAGAAUG